Messenger RNA from Sebastes umbrosus (honeycomb rockfish), 4215 nucleotides. RefSeq names its product threonyl-tRNA synthetase 2, mitochondrial (gene tars2). Gene Ontology annotation, biological process: mRNA 3'-end processing; threonyl-tRNA aminoacylation. Gene Ontology annotation, cellular component: RNA polymerase II, holoenzyme; cytoplasm. The record is from RefSeq and is a predicted model, not a curated record. The transcript has 10 exons. Bases 95 to 3670 code for a protein of 1191 amino acids. NCBI's taxonomy places the organism in Eukaryota, Metazoa, Chordata, Actinopteri, Perciformes, Sebastidae. Gene Ontology annotation, molecular function: RNA polymerase II complex binding; threonine-tRNA ligase activity; ATP binding.
ACGUUAGUAGCUCCUUCAUGCGCACCACCAGCAGCACCAGCACCAGCACCAGCACGACCAGCAGCAGCAGCAGCAGCAGACAGUAACUGUAAAGAUGGCGGCCGGUUCAGGGGCUGCUAGCGGGCGCGGAGCUCGCAGCUCCAACUCCGGUCUGGAAGCGUCUCUGGACCGACGGUUUCAAGGAGUAUCCAACACCAUGGAGUCAAUACAGGGACUGUCCAACUGGUGCAUUGAAAACAAGAAGCACCACGGCAUUAUCGUGCGCCACUGGAUGAAGUGGCUCAAGAAAUCUGACAACAAUCACCGCUUGAAUCUCUUCUUCCUUGCCAAUGAUGUGAUACAGAACUGCAAGAGAAAGAACGCCAUUGUCUUUCGUUCAGCCUUCGCAGAAGUCCUUCCUAAUGCUACUCAGUUCAUCAGAGAUGGGAAGGUCCGCCGGUCAGUGGAAAGGAUUUUAACAAUUUGGGAGGAGAGGGGUGUGUAUCCAGAGGAGGUCGUUGCCCAGUUCAAAGCUGGCAUGAACAAAAAGGAAAAGGAGCGAGAGAAGCAGAAGGAAAAGGAGAAGGAGAAGGAAAAAGAAAAGGAGAGGGAGAAGGAAAAGGAGAAAGAGAAAGAGAAAGAAAAAGAAAAGGAGACUCCACCGGCAACUGCCCCAGCCAACACCAAAGCUGCCCUCAAGUCCAAGAUUGUAGCAGAGUUCACACCCCACUCCCUCAUUGAGCAGUUGUCAAGAUAUAAGCGAGCAGUCGCAGAGGAGGAGUUCAGGGAGAAGCAGCUGGCAGCUCUCAGGGUGGAUGUCUGCAGCACGGAGGCUCUUAAGAGGCUUAAAGACAAGGCAGGAGGGAACAAGUUUGCGAAAGACUUUGAGGACGGCAGUCUGAAGUUGCAGGAGUUUGUCGGCUUCAUGGAGAAGGAGUUGAAAACGGGGCCUCCUCUGCUGGAAGCUUUGGGAAACGCGGACAUUUUCUACGAGAUGCAGUACAAGGAGGUUAAGAUUGUGGCCAAUGCUUACAAUGCCUUCGCCAACCGUGUGGCCAGUCUUAAAAGGAAAUUGGAUUCCCUCAAGUCGACUCUACCUGGACCCGAGGACUCUCCCAUCCCCUCACCCUCUGAAGAUGCCCCCUCUCCCACUGGCUCUGACUCACCCUUCCUGGGACUGGGGUCUAGCAGAGCCCAGGUGGAUCCAGAGCUGGAUGGCAAGGCCAUGGAUGAAGGAGAAAUCCCCAAUGACAACCGAGACAUGGAGGACAUGGAUAUGUCUGAUGAAGAGGCUGCCACUGCCACAGCAGGGGCAGGUGACAAGAAGGACAAGACAUCCACUGCUGUCGCCAAGUCAGAUGCAGCAUCGAAGUUUCCCACCACGCCUAUGAAAGCGUCUAAGACCAAUGCUACUGCUGCUGCCACGGCAACCCCAGUGACUCCCACAUCUGCUGCAGCUCAAAGCAUCCAAACAACCGCCUUGGGAAUGAAUCUCGAGAAGGUUGACCUGGGAAAGAUCAGUUCCAUUCUCAGCUCGCUCACAUCUGCCAUGAAGAAUACAGCAGCUAGCCCAUCACCUCGUCCGUCUCCAGGAACACCCACCACUCCUUCGGGCCAAUCAGCAGCUUCCAAAGCGACCUCUUCAAGCCCUCACUUGGCCAGCAUCUUGUCACGUGUUGACAUCACACCAGAAGGCAUACUCAAUGCUCUGUCUAAAACAAACACACCAGGUUUGUCCUCUCUCCUGCAAAGUGUGACAAACACCACUUCUGCCCCCGCCGCCCGAACCUCCCCAGAAUCCUCAGCAGUUAAAACCCUGCUCAGCCCAACCACCUCAAAAACAAAACCCACUCUGGGAAACAGCCUCAAACGAGACACACCUGGGAGAACCAGAGAUUGGGAUAAAGUGAGACGGCUGUCCCCUCCUCCUCCACCCCCUCCUCGUCCCUCAGCUCCUUCUAUCUCUGCCCCUAGCCUAGAAUCAAAAAUCAACAGUUUCCUGCAGGGUAAUCCAGGUUUUAGUCUCGCUCUAGGUGACGUCAGUCCCGAUGCGGUGGAUGGGACCCCAGUGAGAGACGAGGCUGCUGGCACUCCCACCCAGGACGAGAUCAUGGACACACCUGGGAGCGUGGCAGAUUCUUUAGGGUCAUCUGGAAGUCAUAACCUCUCACCCACAGCCUACCGCAGCGAACCCUGGGAUGCUGUGAUCACCCCGUCAGGAAGCAACAGCAAUGGAGACUUUCUGAGCUCUUCCUCCACUUCCCGGUAUGGAGCUGGAAAAAAGAGCGGCACUAAAUUAAAGGACGAGGAAAUGAAUGUGAGGAAGCAGGUCUCCUCUUCCCCCAGUAAUGAUAUGAAGGGUAAGAAAGAUGGACAGCACGGCCAGUCAAGGAUGAUGGGAAACAACAGAGGGAUUGGAGAAAGGAGACUGUCUGCAGGCUCUCGUAAGGCCAGCAGCGGCUCAGAUGAUGGAGGUCUGAGUGGAAAGAGAGAGGGGAAAGGUCAAGAGUCUCCAGCUGGGGACGGGAAGGAGGGCCAGUACCAUCGUAUUGAGACACUAGUGUCGCCGUGCACUGAAGGGGCACCCAUCCAAACUCUAGGCUACUCAAACCGCCCACUCGCUGGAGAGCGCAUCAAGACGGUAGAGAGCAUCCGCGUGAUUGGCCGAGGUUCUCGGCGAGGGGGAGGGGCCGGCGGUCGGCCAGGGGGAGCGAUGUGGUACGAAGAGGAGGAAUACAUGGAAGCUCAGCCUCCCUCACCCCACGCUGUCCCUCCUCCUCUUAACAUGGGCAAUGAGGACAUGAUCCCCUCCAUGCCUCCUCCUCCUAUCCCACACCUCCUCCUUCCACAUCUCCACCCUCCUCCGUCCCAUCCUCACACACAUCCUCCGUUCCAAAUGUCCUACCACACGGAGAACUUGCAGACUCCUCCCCCAUCACUCCUCCACCAGCAUCUUCCUCCUUCAUCCCAUUUCUUCGGCCCGCCUCCGCCGAUCCCUCGACCCCCUCCGCCUCCACCUAACCACCAUGCUGUGCCCUCUGCAGUCAUGGUGGGGGGAGUGCUGGUCCCUGUUGACCGUCCCCUUUCUCUUCCUCUCCAAGGCAGACCUGAAGGUGUAGAGCGAGGCGGAGUGGGGCCCAGAGGAAGCAAAAUGGCCCCUCCACCCCUCAUGUCUUUGCUAGGCGAGCCCCCUAAGAUGCCCCGUCCUGGCACAGUUAAAGAGCCUUUUGGACCCCACCAUGCACCCCCUCUCCUCCGCCCAGGUACACCUGGUGUUCCUCUACCCUUACUGGGAAGAGUGAAGGAGCCUCUGAAUCUACCUCUUCCGCCCCCUUCUCCCACGUCCUCUGCACCCUCUCCCUCCACGCCUAAUUCCCCUGCCGAUCUCCCCGCUCGCCUCCCUGCUCAGUCCGCUGCCCCUUCUCACCAGAAGCCCCCCACUAGUCCUCCAGCUCAGCCCCGCAACCAAACCUCUAAACCCGUUCCCCUCCUCAACUUGCCGAGUUCUCGACCCCCGAUGCUCUCAGGCCCCAUCUCACAGAGACCUCUGCUGCGAGGCCCAACCCCCGCUCAGCAGUUUAACCAAGAUCGCCCCAUGGGGGGAUAUCGUGGGGGCAAGCGGCACGGUCCUCGAUUCACAGGCGGGCCCUUCCAUUCGCAGAAGAGACCCUACCUACCCCCACGCUACUGAAGAGCUCAUCUAACACAUGCUGAAUGAGAAGUGCAAGCGCCCUGCACCGAAGUGCAGAGUGUGUGUUAGCCCUGCUGGUAUGAGCCCAGUUAUCUUUACUCUGUUAAUUAGCUCGAAUUAAAACUACCUUAGGUUGUGUGUAAAUAGCUGAUUGAAUCUUCAUGCUUCAGCUCGGUAGCCAACCAGUCAUCUUACACUGUACAGUGCAGCUAUGAGGUUAUCAGUUACAUAGUGCAGAGUGUUGUGUAACAACCUUUUUUUUCCAAUUUCUACAGCCUCUUCUCUAACCUUAGGAAGAAAACACAGAUAGUUCAAGCAGAAAUGAAGUAAUACUUUAUUUAGAGUUUGCAUACCUGUGUGAUUGUUGGGUUACUUUACCUGAGAGAGAGCAGGAGAGUGAAAGAGAGGAAUGGGUCUCACAGGAUACAGAGGAAAGAAAUUGAAAGCAGUAGUUCGGCAUCUUGGGAAAUAAGCUUAUUUGCUUUCUUACUGAGUGUUUGAUGAGAAUAUCGAUACCAGUCUCACAUAUGUGCGCUAAAUAUGAA